Messenger RNA from Colletotrichum aenigma, 1194 nucleotides. RefSeq names its product putative agmatinase 1. The coding region runs from base 1 to 1194 and encodes 397 amino acids. The record is from RefSeq and is a predicted model, not a curated record. Lineage: Eukaryota; Fungi; Ascomycota; Sordariomycetes; Glomerellales; Glomerellaceae. The transcript is spliced from 8 exons. Gene Ontology annotation, molecular function: metal ion binding; agmatinase activity.
AUGAUUUCCCGGAGUCUUCUCGCCCUUGCCCUCACGGCAACCGUCUACGGUCACGGAGACCAUGACCAGAAGUCCAUGUCUGGACCUCACCAGUCUCUCUGGUACACCACUCUGCCGGGUGAUGGCGGUACUCAGGCCGACUCUGUGUUCUCGGGCAUUUCCACCUUCGGUCGUUUGCCUUACCAGCCGUGUCUGGCGCAGGGCAACGUCCAGUACGAUAUUGCCUUCAUUGGUGCUCCCUUCGACACUGGUACCUCCUACCGCCCCGGUGCUCGUUUCGGACCUUCCGGUAUCCGUCAAGGCUCUCGUCGCCUGAACCUCUACGGAGGGUACAACGUCCCCUUGGACACGAACCCUUUCAACAGCUGGGCUACCGUCCUCGACUGUGGCGACAUCCCCGUGACCAGCUAUGACAACACCUGGGCUCUUCACCAGAUCGAGGAGGGCCACUUCAACAUCCUGACCCGCAAGCCUGCCACGGAUGCGGCGAAGAAGGGCCCGGCCAAGAACUCGCGGACUCUGCCCCGUGUCAUCACCCUCGGCGGUGACCACACGAUCACCCUCCCCCUGCUGCGCUCCAUCAACCGUGCCUACGGUCCCGUGUCCGUCAUCCACUUUGACAGCCAUCUCGACACCUGGCGCCCCAAGGUCUUCGGCGGCUCGCCUUCCGAGGUCGCCAGCAUCAACCACGGCACCUACUUCUACCACGCCUCCCAGGAGGGCCUUCUCCGCAACGACUCCAACAUCCACGCCGGCAUCCGCACCACGCUCAGCGGCCCCAGCGACUACGAGAACGACGGCUACUGCGGCUUCGAGAUCGUCGAGGCCCGCGAGAUCGACACUAUCGGCACCGACGGUAUCAUCAAGAGAAUCAUCGACCGCGUCGGCACCAAGAACCCCGUCUACCUGUCUCUGGACAUUGACACCCUCGACCCCGCCUUCGCCCCUGCUACUGGUACCCCUGAAACUGGCGGUUGGUCUACUCGUGAGCUUCGCACUAUUCUGCGUGGACUUGAAAGCCUCAAUCUGAUUGCUGCGGAUAUCGUCGAGGUCGCUCCUGCGUACGACACCAACGCCGAGCACACCACCAUGGCCGCUGCCGACGCUCUGUACGAGAUCAUGAGCAUCAUGGUCAAGCGCGGACCCCUCAGCGCCAUGGUCAACGAGACCGAGUCUGCUUCGGAGGAGUUGUAA